This is a messenger RNA of Paralichthys olivaceus (Japanese flounder), 1549 nucleotides long. NCBI's taxonomy places the organism in Eukaryota, Metazoa, Chordata, Actinopteri, Pleuronectiformes, Paralichthyidae. The record is from RefSeq and is a predicted model, not a curated record.
ACGACAUGUUGUUACUAGGCGCCAUGUCGUGCUCGCCGCAUCCAGCUGUAGUUCUCUGCCAACGAGCGGGUUUCUAACGCAGCUCUGAGGUUCGUGUGUUCGUCUUCUCUUAGAAACAUCGUGUCUGAGGAGAAGAACACAGACAUAGCGUCAAACUCCGUCUGUCUCUCCACGUCAGACAGGUUCAGUGGGUGAGAUCAGACGAGUCAUGUUCAACCCCAGUGAAGUUGAASGUGAGGUGGAUCAUUCAUUUUUCGACAGUGAUGCUGAUGAAGGUAGCAUGAACAGAGGAGGGGAAAUGAUAGAGCAUGAGCUUCAAGCAAAACAGACUGAAAAAGCAAAUGAUGGUUUGUCCCAGAGGACUGAUGGGACAGAAAAACAAGUUAACAACAACCYAAGCAGUGGGGAAAGUAAAGAGAGCAGCUAUAUAUCAAAGGAAGAAAAUAAUCAAAGGGUUUCGGACCUAUCAUCUGUUGCCURUAUGUCACAAAAAGGCAUCAGUAUCAGCAGUGAUAGUGAGGAAGAUUACAGUGYGCACUCUAAAAGACCCAAUAAGACAUUCAUGGCUUUGUUAGAUGAGGUGAAUMAUAGCGACAUGUAUAACCAGAGUCCAAAUAAAACUGAAGAAGAAGCUUCGCCAUCCACUGCCACACACUUGGAAAYGAGAAAUAAACACUCUCCUAAAAACCUGACAAGAAAAUGGCGCAGCCAAAGUCCAUCCCCCACUUCAGCUGAGGAAGCAGACUCAGAAAGCUGUUCUAGAUGUAAUAGUAGUAGGUCGCGCACCRCUCACAAUUCCAUGAAGUCGUCUUUAUCUCCUCGAGAGAGAAAGGCCAGAGUGGGCUCAGCAGGAUCUUGGGAUAUGUCCACCAGAUAUACAGAGGAGUCAGAUUAUACAGCGACAGAUGUGAGCUCCCUCUACUCCCCUGACAUCAGCCCUCUGCAGUAUUUGGACUUGAAAGACACAGAGGCGGAGGAGUGGCAGGAGAGUGUGCCCUCCAGUGGCCUCAGCGAUACACAUCACAACGAGGACUCAGAUCAGGAUGUGGAUGAGUUCACCCUCAAUUCAGAGAGUCAAUUUGGAGGUGGAGUGGCCGUCUGCUAUGCUGRUCAGAAAAACAGGAAGAACUACUCAUUCAUCAACGAAAAAACCCGCCUCAUAGGUCUGGAGAACCAGCGACUGCUUCGGGUGUUGUCACGUAUUUCUUCCAGACCAGACAGUACAGCGAAGAAGGAAACCAAUAAAACCAGCAACUCAUCUGCCAUUCSCCUUAAUUACAGUGCCAUUAACAGACAGCGGGAACAGAAACGCAUCGACAGGGAGAAUCUGGCUUUUCUGAAGCGACUGGAGUCUGUCAAGCCAACACCUGGUUUGUGUCGCACAGAGCUACUAGCAUCAUAUUUUGGAGCACCUGUUAACCGAAAURGACCCUCUCCAAAGAAAGACACGUCCACCAGCAGAACAAACGCAGCAGCAAGUCCAAGGUCAUCUACUUCCACCAACCACAGCUCCAGAGCAGUUUCCAUCCCCACAGACUCCGACAGAUAA